AUGCAUCUCGUCACUUUGGCUACCUGUAACUUGGAUCAAUGGGCCUUGGAUUUCUCGGGCAAUCUUGAGAGAGUGAAGCAAAGCAUUAAAAUUGCCAAGGAGAAGGGAGCCAGAUAUCGUAUGGGCCCAGAACUGGAAUUGUCUGGAUACGGUUGCCAAGAUCACUUUUUAGAAACAGACACCUAUACACAUUCCAUGGAAUGUUUGGCCGAAAUUUUGUCAACCGAUCUUACCAAUGAUAUUCUUGUGGAUAUCGGUGUGCCUAUCAAACACAAAGGAGUCAAUUACAAUUGUAGAAUUUUUGUUCUUAACAAAAAGCUACUCCUUAUUCGUCCAAAAUUGUUUCUAGCUAAUGACGGAAACUACAGAGAAACUCGUUGGUUUUGUGACAAUUUAAAAUUAUUUGUUGAAUCGUCUUCAAUACGGGAAGAGAAAGCAGCUGCUGCAACCGAGGAAGAAGGAAAAAGUGAAGAUGAGGAUGUGACAAUGGAAAUCAAAACUCCUCCAAGAACAGCACGAAAGAAGAAGCAAACAACUCCAAGAAAAACACGAUCAACACCAAGAAAAAAGAGAGACACCACCACCGAUGACGAGGAAGAUGAAAAUUACACGAAGGACACAAGUACGCCAAAGAAGAGAAAAUCUCCAACAAAAUCAAAAAGCACAACUCCUAAAAAGAAAAAAGUUGGAGGAUGGGUCAUGGAUUUGGACGAGGAAAAAGAAUGGGAUGAAAAAUCUAAGAAAGCUAUCGAGGAAAUGCGAAAACGAUUUGAAAGUGUGGAUAAGGUUAAGUUGAAGACUUCGAGCCCUUUAGCGGAUCAGGAAGAAAUUCAUUUGACAGAGCUUGUUCAAUAA
Naegleria fowleri is the source of this 855-nucleotide messenger RNA. RefSeq lists its product as uncharacterized. Gene Ontology annotation, biological process: NAD+ biosynthetic process. The transcript has 4 exons. Bases 1 to 855 code for a protein of 284 amino acids. Gene Ontology annotation, molecular function: NAD+ synthase (glutamine-hydrolyzing) activity; glutaminase activity. NCBI's taxonomy places the organism in Eukaryota, Heterolobosea, Eutetramitea, Acrasida, Naegleriidae. The record is from RefSeq and is a predicted model, not a curated record. Gene Ontology annotation, cellular component: cytoplasm.